GUCGUGUGGUGCGGCUUUGGGCUAUGUGGAGGGUCUGUUGUGACUUGUGAGGCUCGAUGGCUCCGCUCGUCCGUCGUCACUCGUCCGCACGGACACGGCUGCACGGUGGUGGUGGUGGUGGGAGCAGAGCAGCCGAGGAGGCAAUUCUAUCCCGGCGGCCCGGCCGUCCCUCCAUCCCGCCCUCCCUCAGCCUCAAUCCUCUGGAGUAGUUGAGUCUGGAUUCCGCCACUUCAUUUUGGUAGCGCCGUAGCGGCCCUGCUCUUUGAGCAAAUUCUGGGUCCGCCAGCCGGCGGCAAGCCUCGUCAGGUGGGCUUCUCCGGCCCUGGAGCGGAGGCUACAAGGAACUUCUCGUCAUGGCGCUGUCUAAGGACGACUGCCUCGACGGUGCCAAGGUCACGGAGGUAGGAGUGGGGGGCUACAAGGAGCUUCUAGUCAUGGCGCUGCCUAAGGACGACGGCCUCGACGGCGCCAAGGUCGCGGAGGCCAUCGGCGUCAGGCUACCGGACUUCGGAGGGGUCGUAAGGACUAUUUUGGAGAGCAGAGAGGCCAGAGAAUUUGCCAGUGGGGCACUAGCUGGUGCUAUGUCAAAGGCUAUUCUUGCCCCCCUAGAGACUCUCAGGACAAGAAUGGUUGUAGGAGUAGGAUCUAGGCAUAUUUUUGGUAGUUUGGUGGAGAUCAUCGAACAACGUGGGUGGCAAGGGCUUUGGGCAGGAAAUACAAUCAACAUGCUCCGCGUUAUUCCAACCCAAGCAGUUGAACUCGGAACAUUUGAAUGUGUCAAGAGGAGCAUGACAGAAGCACAAGAGAAAUGGAAAGAGGACGGAUACCCAAAAAUUCAGCUUGGUAAUAUGAAAAUCGAGCUUCCACUUCACUUCUUAUCUCCUGUUGCUAUUGCCGGUGCUGCUGCUGGAAUAGCUGCCACAUUGGCGUGCCAUCCUCUCGAAGUUAUCAAGGAUCGUUUGACUGUCAAUCGAGAGCUUUAUCCAAGCAUUAGCCUUGCCUUCAGAAGGAUCUAUCAGACGGAUGGUAUAGGUGGUCUCUAUGCUGGCCUCUGUCCAACACUAAUUGGCAUGAUUCCUUACACCACAUGCUACUUUUUUAUGUAUGAUACACUCAAGACCUCUUACUGCCGCUUGCAUAAGAAGCCAUCUUUGAGUCGCCCUGAGCUUCUACUUAUCGGGGCUCUUUCAGGUCUGACUGCAAGCACAAUCAGCUUCCCGCUGGAGGUAGCAAGGAAGCGGCUGAUGGUCGGCGCCCUGCAGGGGAAGUGCCCACCUAACAUGAUUGCCGCUUUAUCAGAGGUGAUACAGGAGGAGGGAUUCCGGGGGCUUUACCGCGGGUGGGGGGCGAGCUGCCUGAAGGUCAUGCCACAUUCCGGCAUCACCUGGGUGUUGUACGAGGCAUGGAAGGAUGUUCUUCUGGCUGACAGGAACAAGCCGCGCGGCUUAGCAAAUUGAACAAGCUGUUUGUUGAACAAUGGAGGCGUUGCCGCAGAUGAAGUUUUGCUCCUUUGCUGGGAUUUCUGAUCUAUUUUCAGUUUUGGAAUCCUGGCUGUGCCGAAUGGGUGGUUGUGAUUCCUGAUCUAUUUCAGUUUUGGAUUGCUGGGAUUUCUGAUCUAUUUUCAGUUUUGGAAUCCCGGCUCCGGCGAAUGGGUGUAUAGAGUGCCUCUCUCUUUUUUGGCUGAGUGCAAAGCAUUUGUUGGGUCAUGAAUUCUGAACAGCUGAUUGAUUUUUGUUCUGUUAUAAGAAAAGGAUUUGAGUA
Sorghum bicolor (sorghum) is the source of this 1761-nucleotide messenger RNA. Its product is annotated as probable mitochondrial adenine nucleotide transporter BTL1. Bases 354 to 1457 code for a protein of 367 amino acids. The transcript has 6 exons. The record is from RefSeq and is a predicted model, not a curated record. NCBI's taxonomy places the organism in Eukaryota, Viridiplantae, Streptophyta, Magnoliopsida, Poales, Poaceae. Gene Ontology annotation, biological process: transmembrane transport.